UCCGUGUCAGACGACUGUCUUUAGCACAAACAGCACAGAUCUGCCGGACUCACAGCUGGACCAACGAGUCAGAGUGGAAUCAGACCAGCAGCAGUGUCUCUGCUGGAACUCCACAAAACUCCUUCAUUCACCAUCCCAACACUGAGAGGGAUGUUAGAGACACAGGGACACCUUCACCUCUCCCCCUAGAAGUUCCCCUGGAGCUGAGAAAGUACCAGAACACAAAGAGAAGAAAAGAUGUCUUUUCAGGAGAAAGAUGAUGAAAGAACCUGUAGAAGAAUCACCAACUAAAGCAGCUUCUACAGCAGAAGAGGAGCUUGCCAGGGUGCGGUCAGCUUUUGUUUGGAGGGUGUCAACAGAAAUCCUUAAACAGCUCCUUGAGGCCCUUGUAAGUGACGGUGUCUUAAAUGAAUUGGAGAAAGAAUCAAUACUGGAAGGGAACCCAGUCCGAGCAGAUAAGGCACGUUGCUUCAUUGAUACAGUGAGGAAGAAAGGGGACAAAGCCAGCAGGAUAAUGGUCAGACAUCUUCAGACUAUAGAUCUCUCCCUUUUCUCUCAGCUGCGUUUAUACUCUGAUCCAUCUGCUCAAAAAGAGGCUCUUCAAAGUUGUCAGCCUCGGCUUAAAUCUAAGUUGAAGAAGAAGUUCCAGUGUGUGUUUGAGGGGAUCGCUAAAGCAGGAAACCCAACCCUUCUGAAUAAGAUCUACACAAAGCUCUACAUCACAGAGGGAGGGACUGCAGAGAUCAAUGAUGAACAUGAGGUCAGACAGAUUGAAACUGCAUCCAGGAAACCAGACAGACCAGAAACCAGAGUCAGACAAGAAGACAUGUUUAAAGAUUCACCUGGAAGAGAUGAACCAAUCAGAACAGUGCUGACAAAUGGAGUGGCUGGCAUUGGGAAAACAGUCUUAACACAGAAGUUCACCCUCGACUGGGCUGAAGACAAAGCCAACCAGGACAUCCAGUUCAUAUUUCCAUUUACAUUCAGAGAGCUGAAUGUGCUGAAAGAGGAAAAGUUCAGCUUGGUGCAACUUGUUCAUCACUUCUUUACUGAAACCAAAGAAGGAGGAAUCAGCAGCAUUGAAGACUUCCAGGUUGUGUUCAUCUUUGAUGGUCUGGAUGAGUGUCGACUUCCUCUGGACUUCCACAAAACUACAAUCCUGACUGACCCUAGAAAGCCCACCUCAGUGGAUGUGCUGCUGAUAAAUCUCAUCAGGGGGAAACUGCUUCCCUCUGCUCGCCUCUGGAUAACCACACGACCUGCAGCAGCCAAUCAAAUCCCUCCUGACUGUGUUUCCAUGGUAACAGAGGUCAGAGGAUUCACUGACCCGCAGAAGGAGGAGUACUUCAGGAAGAGAUUCAGAGAUGAGGAGCUGGCCAGCAGGAUCAUCUCCCACAUCAAGACAUCACGAAGCCUCCACAUCAUGUGCCACAUCCCAGUCUUCUGCUGGAUCACUGCUACAGUUCUGGAGGAUGUGCUGAAAACCAGAAGGGGAGGACAGCUGCCCAAGACCCUGACUGAGAUGUACAUCCACUUCCUGGUGGUUCAGGCCAAAGUGAAGAAGGUCAAGUAUGAUGAAGGAGCUGAGACAGAUCCACACUGGAGUCCAGAGAGCAGGAAGAUGAUUGAUUCUCUGGGAAAACUGGCUUUCGAUCAGCUGCAGAAAGGAAACCUGAUCUUCUAUGAAUCAGACCUGACAGAGUGUGGCAUCGAUAUCAGAGCAGCCUCAGUGUACUCAGGAGUGUUCACACAGAUCUUUAAAGAGGAGAGUGGACUGUACCAGGACAAGGUGUUCUGCUUCAUCCAUCUGAGUGUUCAGGAGUUUCUGGCUGCUCUUCAUGUCCAUCUGACCUUCAUCAACUCUGGACUCAAUCUGCUGGAAGAACAAACAACCUCCCAGAAGUCUGAAACGGGACAAUCUACACUUAAGCACUUCCACCAGAGUGCUGUGGACAAGGCCUUACAGAGUCCAAAUGGACACCUGGACUUGUUCCUCCGCUUCCUUCUGGGUCUUUCACUACAGAACAGUCAGAUUCUCCUACGAGGAAUGCUCACACAGACAGGAAGAAACUCACAGAGCAGUCAGGAAACAGUCCAGUACAUCAAGAAGAAGCUCAGUGAGAAUCUAUCUGCAGAGAAAAGCAUCAACCUGUUCCACUGUCUGAAUGAACUGAAUGAUAGUUCUUUAGUGGAGGAGAUCCAACAGUGCCUGACUUCAGGAAGUCUCUCCACGGAGAAACUUUCUCCUGCUCAGUGGUCAGCUCUGGUCUUCAUUUUACUGUCAUCAGAAAAAGAUCUGGAUGUGUUUGACCUGAAGAAAUACUCUGCUUCAGAGGAGGCUUUUCUAAAACUCCUACCGGUGAUCAAAGCCUCCAACAAAGCUCUGCUGAGCAUCUGUGAACUUUCAGAGAGAAGCUGUAGAGCUCUGUCCUCAGUUCUCACCUCCCAGUCCUCAAGCCUGAGAGAGCUGGACCUGAGUAACAAUAGCAUGGAGGAUUCCGGAGUGAAGCUUCUGUCUGAAGCAGUGGAGAGUUCACAUUGUAAACUGAGAACUCUGAGACUGAGUCUUUUUAACCUCUCAUUGAGAAGCUCUGACAGCCUUUCUGCUGGACUGCAGAAUCUGAACUGCAAGCUGACUAGUCUGAGACUGAGUGCCUGUAACCUCUCAGAGAGAAGCUAUGAAGCUCUGUCCUCGUUUCUUAGCUCCCGGUCCUCUUGUCUGAGAGAGCUGGACCUGAGUAACAACAAUGUGCAUGAUUCAGGCGUGAAGCUUCUGUCUGGCGCAGUGGAGACUCCACAAUGUAGACUUAAAACUCUCAGUCUGUCAGGCUGUUUGGUCACAGCAGACGGCUGUACUUUUCUGGCCUCAGCUCUGAGCUCCAACCCCUCCCAUCUGAAAGAGCUAGACCUGAGCUACAAUCAUCCAGGAAAUUCAGGAAUACAGCUGCUGUCGUCUGGACUGAAGAAUCCACGCUGGAGACUCAAGACUCUCAGGGUGGAGCCUGCUGGAGUCCGAUGGUUAAAACCAGGUCUGAGGAAGUAUUCCUGUCAACUCACAAUCGACACAAACACAGUAAAUAGAAACCUCAAACUGUCUGACAACAACAGGAAGGUGACACAUAAUAUUAUGGAGGUUCAGUCAUAUCCUGAUCAUCCAGACAGAUUUGAUGUUUGGCCUCAGCUGCUAUGUAGUAAUGAAAUAACUGGUCGCUGUUACUGGGAGGUCGAGUGGAAAGGAAACAUUUCUAUAUCAGUGAGUUACAGAAGAAUCGGAAGGAAAGGAAACAAUGAUGACUGUUGGUUUGGACUCAAUGAUCAUUCCUGGAGUCUGCACUGCACUGAUGGUGGUCCUCAGUUUGUUUGUCACAAUUGCAGAUCCACAACCAUCCCCCCCUCCUCUUCCUACUCCUCCUCUGUCUCUAACAGAGUAGCAGUGUAUGUGGACUGUCCUGCUGGCACUUUGUCCUUCUACAAAGUCUCAUCUGGCACUCUGAUCCGCCUCCACACCUUCAACACCACAUUCACUGAACCUGUUUAUCCUGGAUUUUUAUUGUCUUUUCAUGGUGCCUCAGUGUGUCUGUGCUGAGUUGAAUGUAAAGAGUGUCCUCCUGUUAGAGAAAUACUCUGACUGUUGAACAGAUCAGUCUGUACAUGUCUGUGUCUUUGACUCAGAAACGCAUUUUAAG
Pelmatolapia mariae (spotted tilapia) is the source of this 3686-nucleotide messenger RNA. RefSeq names its product NLR family CARD domain-containing protein 3-like. Lineage: Eukaryota; Metazoa; Chordata; Actinopteri; Cichliformes; Cichlidae. The record is from RefSeq and is a predicted model, not a curated record. The transcript has 11 exons. The coding region runs from base 257 to 3586 and encodes 1109 amino acids. Gene Ontology annotation, molecular function: protein binding. Gene Ontology annotation, biological process: intracellular signal transduction; regulation of apoptotic process.